UUUUCUAAACAAUUUUGCUUCGAUUUUUGAGGAAAGCCUAAAAAAUUAUAGCCUGGUGCUUUCAUUUCCGGUUAUUAAGAACGUAUGAAGCCGUCCACUCUAUAAAUUAAAACAUUGGGCCUUAUUCAGCGACCAAGAAACCUUUGAAAUUCGCUUGAAAUCUUGAAAUUUCAGUACAAAUUGACGUUCUUAAAAAAAAAGUUUAAAGAACUUCAAUUUAUCUUUAAAAAAUCCACAAAAUUAACAAUAAAAUUGUACAAAAGUGAGAAAUAAUUGAAUGCUGGUGCUUCGGAAAAUCCCUAAAUCUGCCUGGAAUUCCCUGACACGUGAAAAUAUUGCCACAAUGUCAUCAAAAACAAAGAAGCCGGAAAAGAAGAGUUCCGGAAAGGGAGCAAAACCAGAUGAGAAGCCCCCAAAGGACCCAGCUGUACCCAGUGCAGUAUCCACAGAUAAGAAUGGCUGUAUCUGCAUCCGGAUAAAUGCCAAACCAGGUGCAAAACACAGUCAAAUCACCGAUGUGAGCGAAGACGGUGUCGGUGUCCAGAUCUCAGCACCUCCAGUUGAGGGUCAAGCAAAUACAGAGCUCGUCAAAUUCCUCGCAGACACUCUGGCUCUCCGGAAGAGUGACGUGAGCCUCGACAGGGGUUCCAAAUCCCGUCAAAAAGUAAUAAUUCUCACAAAAGGAUGCACAACGACGGAAAAAGUUCUAGAGAUUCUCACCAAAGAAGCUUCCUCCUCCUCAUGAUCCCAAUAAAAAGCCACAUUUCUACCACAAAAUGAUUAGUUUUUUUAUUUAUUUAUAUGUCCAAUUUCGUCCAAUAAUAAUUUAUACUCAAUAAUACAAUAACAUAGUAAAAUUAAAAA
Lutzomyia longipalpis is the source of this 864-nucleotide messenger RNA. RefSeq names its product UPF0235 protein C15orf40 homolog. Bases 278 to 745 code for a protein of 155 amino acids. The transcript has a single exon. The record is from RefSeq and is a predicted model, not a curated record. Gene Ontology annotation, cellular component: cytoplasm. Lineage: Eukaryota; Metazoa; Arthropoda; Insecta; Diptera; Psychodidae.